Messenger RNA from Caenorhabditis elegans, 720 nucleotides. RefSeq lists its product as uncharacterized. Lineage: Eukaryota; Metazoa; Nematoda; Chromadorea; Rhabditida; Rhabditidae. The record is from RefSeq and is marked reviewed. Bases 18 to 497 code for a protein of 159 amino acids. The transcript has 3 exons.
AGACCUCUUCUCGUCAAAUGAACGUGCCAAGCACGUCGUCGACUCGUGGAUACGCUAAAUAUCAAAUCAGGUCAUCAGGAAUGCCACGUGUUCUUGCCAACGAGUCGGACGUAUUCACGCUGGAUGACGUGGAUGUUGACGAGGAGACGGAUGAGUUAAAACCCAAUCGAAUAACAAUAACAAAAGAAGAAGAAAAAAGUCGACUAGUUGAAUGUAAUUUGGAUAGUGAUGAAGAAGAAGAUAAAACUCCACCGAAAGAAGAUGACAAAGGACAAAAUAUUCGACUAUCCAGUAAAAAUUCUUCAACGGUUGAAUCAAAAGAACGAUGUCGUCUUCGUGAUUCAUUUGAUCUAGACAAUGAUGAUUCUCUAUCAGAUGAUCUUGAUCUUCUUCCACCAAUUCCUGGAGCACCAAAUGCUAAUAGUUCAUUGUGUUCAAAGCUUCAUCGUUUUAAUUGUUGUAAUCCAAGAAUUCCAUCUAAAUGCACCAUUAUGUAAAACAUAAUCAUUUCUUUCUUCCUAAAUGAUCUCUACUUUCACACUAAUAAUUGCUUUAUUGAAUUAAUAGAUCUCUUCUCCCUUUUCACGAAAAUCUCAUUUUCCAUUGAAUCUCAAAGUUUAAGGCCAUUGUCACCGGUAAAACAAUUUGAUACCAUUAAUUUUUACUAUUGUGAAUUAUUUUUAUAAAGUAAAUAAAUUGAACAUUUUUGUUCAAACCAAU